Molecule: messenger RNA, 2763 nt
Organism: Tigriopus californicus
Lineage: Eukaryota; Metazoa; Arthropoda; Copepoda; Harpacticoida; Harpacticidae
Exons: 7
Coding region: 221-2404 (727 amino acids)
Biological process (GO): sulfation
Cellular component (GO): cytoplasm
Molecular function (GO): sulfotransferase activity
Source: RefSeq, a predicted model, not a curated record
GGUGCUCGAGCCAUCAGUAUAGUCUUGGUAAUUGCUCAGUCACCAUGUGAAGGCUAAAGUUGCUUUUGUUGACAUCCGAAGUUGUGUUUCUUUCCACUGAAAAGAAGACCAUUACCAAGAGAAAUGGACUCAAGAUCGACCGUGAGGUGCCCUUGAUCCCUGGGCCUUUUUAUAAGCAGUCUGUUCCGAAUCAAGAAGUCUGUUUGAUCAUCAGAGGACAAUGGCCUGGAUGUGGACCGCAUCCUUGAUCAUCACCACAUAUCUGGGAAGUCUGACAGGAAUCGUAGAGUGUGCCUUCACGUUGGAACACGCCCAUGGACACAACGUAAAGAGACAGUUUAGCGAUGUUCAUGAUGGAGCAAUUCAUCCCCCAGUCAGACCAAAUGAGAGUUUUUCCGGUUCCACCUUGUUGGGAUUCCAGGUCAAUGGCUUGGAGCAUGAAAAAGGUGGAGAUUUCACUCCUCGACCGACAACUUCACUCCCAAUCUCGAGCCCAAGAGGCGUCGGCAGAGACAUCUCAACCGGACUACGAAGAUAUAUUGGGAAUCAAUUGCGACCAUCACAGCCAGCCUUGGCACAUUCUAGAGCCCACUCCUCCAAUCGGGUUGGGGAGGACCAGUUUUUGUCUGAAGACCUCGGGAUGACCCCUUCUAGUACAGCUCGAGGCUCAAAAGUGGAGGACGAGGCAGAGGAAGAAGAACAACAACAACUAAAGGGAGGAAGAGGACGAGGAGGACGAGGAGAAGGUCCGAGCGAUCGGACACCUACUAUGACCGCCACAACGAGGAAGAAAUUGAAACAUUUCCAGCUAAAGUUUCGAGAUUUGACUCCUUGGCAAGAUUACAAAGUUUCCGCUGGAAGUGCAUCGUCAGGAAAUCAAAUUAACCCCACUAGUACAAAAGACGUCACAUCUCAUCACGACCAGCAGUUGUAUUAUGCCCAAGGUCCAGGAGCAAUCCACCGAAUGGCCCAGAAUUAUGCCUACCCAGAGUCCAAUGGUCUCAGUCAAACUGACCGAGACUACUUUCGAAUGAUUCGGACAGAAAACGGGUUCACCGAUCUCCGGUUCUACAAUUCUCAUUUGGGGGUGCCAGGAAAUAAUAGGGCCUCCUCGUCUCAGUCCAGUCACCAGACGGCCAUGCCUAUCUCCAAUUCCGAGCACAGUGGGCCAUUAAACCGAGUAGCGGAGAUUAAUCUGAAGGAUAGGAGCGAGAACAGCCCGACCCAUUUCCAAAGGCAAAUGACAAGUCCGCCACCACCUCCUCCUUCUCCACUCCAUCCUGUGCGUUCGGUGGGAUCCUCCCAUUUCCAACAUGACAGUCAACCUCGCCGCCAGAUGGCACCCAAUUCAACAAUCACUUGUCCUAAUUUGGACCUCUUGGAAUACCCUGAACCAACUAAACUCUCUACUAACAUCUAUCCAUUUACUUGGACUCCCUUAAGCAAGGAGGAGAAAAUGAAGCGCCGAGAGAUCUACUUCGCUCAUGGACCGUGGUGUGUGUCUCCCAAGGCGUCCAUGUUGGAUCUGAUUGUGUCGACUCCAGGGAAUGUCCUCAUGCCCAGAUCCUUCGCUAAAAUUGCCGAAGAUAUCUACAAUUUCGAAUUGAGACCGGACGACGUGUUUGUCGUGACUUAUCCCAAAUGUGGCACCACUUGGACCCAGGAGAUGGUUUGGCAAAUCUUGCAUGGUUUUGACACGAAAAAGGCUGAGGAGAGUCUGUUGACCCGAUCACCAUUUUUGGAGAUGCAAGCCUUGGCCGAUCCGAAAGUUGGUUCUGUGAUGGAUGAUAAAGUGAUCAAUUCCUUGGAGGCUGCUCGAAAUCUACCCAGUCCGAGAGUAAUUAAGACUCAUUUGCCGUUGGAGAUGUUGCCUCCCAACCUUUUGGACAUUUGCAAAGUAGUCUUUGUGGCCAGGAACCCCAUGGACUGUUCCGUAUCCUUUUAUCACCAUGAGAAAUUGGUUCCUCAACAAGGAUUUGCCGGAUCAUUCGAUCAGUAUGCGGAGCUAUUUCGAAAUGGGAAAAACCCAAUGGGAGACUAUUUCUAUCAUUUGAAGAGUGGCUGGACUCGACGAAACCAUCCUAAUUUGGAAUUCAUCUGGUUUGAAGACAUGAAAAAGGAUUUGGACUCCAUCAUUCGGCGUCUGUGUUCGUUUUUGGGUUACCGACUCACUGAAAAAUCCAUGGCAGCUUUGGAAGCUCAUCUUCACAUCGAUAACUUUCGCAAGAAUAAGAGCGUGAACAUGGAGUCCAAUUACAAUCAAGAAUCAAGUAAUGGAAGCUUCAUCCGCAAAGGGACCGUCGGAGAAUGGAGGAAACACUUCUCUGAGGAACGCAUUCAAGAUUGGAAGAAAUGGAUCCAAGAAAACACUUGUCAUAUGGAGGGUUUGGAUUUUGAUAUCUGAAGAACCCUUUCUGGGAUUGGAUUCAGAUCUUAUAAUCAUAUUUUUAUAUUCUCAUUGCGCUUUUAAAUCUGGCCAUGUUGAUUUUUCGACAAUACUUUGCAUCUGCAACGAUUCGACAAUGGGAGUUAUUACUUUGCAAUCAUUAUUGUCUACUUUGUCUGCACAACAGUUCAACUUUCAAUGAAAACCAUGGAAAAAUGCAAGCAAAAACAACCAGGCAAAGUAUAUACAAACUUUUAUUUCUUUUAUGGGCAUAUGAAAAGUAUUUUAUUAUGUUUUUUAAUGGGCAAAACAUAUUUUGCAAAAGUAUGAAGCGUUUAAUCACGAGUAAUCAUGUAAUAAAGGUUGUUACAACUCAA